AAAUAAAUAAUCAUUGAUAAACAGCUACCAGACCCAAGGACAGCUAGUGAGUUACAUUUUGCUAAAGACAAGCAACGUCUCUCUCUCUCUCUCUCUCUCUCUCUCUCAUAUGUGACCCGCAAGCUGCAACCCGUAGUACCUCUCUCUGCAAAGAAAGGCGCCCAAGAAAAGAUCUUUUUUCAUCCAUAAUCUCUUUCCACAUUUCAAUGGCAGUCUUGUUGAAUAGUAGAUGUGUUUAUGAUCCCCAAAAAUCAUUCUCCUGUCAAUGCCCACGCCAGUGGAAUUUGUUGAAAGAAAUGAAAUGGACACAACAGAGAUCCCAUGAAUGAAGCUCUUCUUCGGUUGUUUCGAUUCCUGUUUGUCUUCUUCAUCCAAGACCAUGAAGUUCUCAUCUAAAUGUAUUCUCAGCCCAGGCAGCAGCACUGGUAAUAGAGAACCAUCUCAGAUUUCUCUGUCUUCUUCCUUAAGCAGGAAGCUUAGAAGCAAUAGGAGUAUCAGAAACGGACAAGCUUCUCCAAUGUUCCCAACGGUGGGCAAGAAAAAAGGCGGUACUUUUGAGAAUCCAGAGCCUUCUUCCCCUAAGGUGACGUGCAUUGGACAGGUGAGGGUGCGAACCAGAAAACAGGGGAAGAAGAUUAGAACAAGAUCCAUCAGAAGACAAGAAGCAAGCUUUAGGAAAAUAGACCAGGGUUUUCGUGUUGCGGCAAACUCAAAUCUCAGAGGACAAAAGAGCCAGAAUUUUGAGCAUCAGAAUCAUCAGAAUUUGCGACAAGAGUGUUUACCUCACCGGAAUCAGAGAUGGGUUCAUCUUCCUCUGACAAUUUGUGAAGCUCUGAGGGGAUUUGGAGCUGAUUUUAACAGCUGCUUCUUUCCAUGCUGGUCAUCUUGUAAAUCAAGCGAGAAAGAUGAAGAGGAUAAGGCAGGAGGAGGGACGGGGGGCUCCGGUGGUGGGGCUGCAUUGGCAGGAUGGCUGGCGGCUUUAGAAGAAGGAGAGGAAGAUAGAACGGAUAGGUUAGAAGGGAGCCGGAGAAGACAUGUGCUCGAAGAUAUCGAUAUCGAUGAGGUCAAGAAAGAUGAAUUUGUUGGGGAAGAAGAGAAGGCAAGGAUGAGUAUAUGCAUUCCGCCAAAGAAUGCUCUUUUGUUGAUGAGGUGCAGAUCUGAUCCUGUGAAGAUGGCAGCUCUGGCUAAUCGGUUUUGGGAGUCACCAGCUCAGAAAGAUGAAGAUCAAAGAGAGUAUAAUGGUAAUGAAGAAGGAGAAGCAGAAGAAGAUGAAGCGCGGAGACAUACUGAAAUUCCAACCAAAAUAGGAGAGGACUGUGCUCGUGAAGAGCAAGUAAUCCCAGAUGGUUUAGUACAAGCGAAAGCAACAAAGGGUUUUGAACUUGACAGUAGGGAAAUCCCAGAAGAAAAACCAGAGGAUGGAGGAGUAAAUGGUAAUCCGCAAAGUAAAACCUUGUUUGGUGUGCCUUCUUCUGAAGUUCAAGUUGAUCUCGAAAAGCAAGAAGUUGAAGACGUUCAGGCCAAUAUGCUCCUGGAGGGUAAAGAAAAACUGACAGAGGAAGAAGACGCAAAGCGUGCUUCCUCCCCUGUAGUAAUGGCUGACAUUUCAACAAAGGCCCCUGAGGAGGAUGAGAAAGACACUGCAGAGAGACCUCGGGAAGACAAAGAGACAGCAACCCAAAAUAGACCUGACCUUGAUUGCCCAGAACUCCCAGAUAAAAGGGUGAAUCUGGAUUCAAAGGAGCGAGAGAACCAAUCAGAACCCAAGAGAAGCAGCUCUGGUUUACCGGAGUGCUUGCUUUUGAUGAUGUGUGAGCCGAAGUUGUCCAUGGAGGUUUCGAAGGAGACUUGGGUUAGUAAUACGGACUUCAUCCGGCGGCGUCCAGAGAAACCUGUGAAGAAAAAGGAUAGUGGAGGCGAGCGCAGGAAGAGAAUCAGCGUCGACUCUAAACCGCCGCUGCCGCAGCCCCCGAGGUCGUCUUGCUCAUAUCCGGCUCCGGCGGCGGGAAUGUCGAUGGCGACCAUGAUAGAACAGAAGCUGGGGGAAUCCAAUGCAUGCGAGCCGUUGGUUCUCAAGCGCUGUAACUCGGAGCCGAUGAGAUCAGCGGCUAUUCUCGCGCCAGAGGCUUGUUUCUGGAAGAGCAGAAAGCUGGAGUCGCACCAUCCAUCGGCUACGCUUGGGAUCGGCGCGGCUGGGGUUGGAUUUUGACCUCAAUUUCUUUUUUAAAAAUUUCUAAAAUAAUCAUCGCUCAUUAUAAACGUUGCGCUGGUAAUUUUAGCAAGUCCUAUGUUAUGUAAUAGUGACAUUACUGGUUUAGUUUUUCAAGGAUCGUUUCAGCAAAUUUUCAGGCAAUUAUUUGCUUUGUCCUGUGCUCCCUUUGGUUCUGUAACUAGUUCAUAAAGCUUGACUUUCAAGCCUCA
Neltuma alba is the source of this 2421-nucleotide messenger RNA. RefSeq lists its product as uncharacterized. The coding region runs from base 326 to 2209 and encodes 627 amino acids. The transcript has a single exon. Lineage: Eukaryota; Viridiplantae; Streptophyta; Magnoliopsida; Fabales; Fabaceae. The record is from RefSeq and is a predicted model, not a curated record.